UUGUCGAUAAAUAGUAUGUUUACCCAAAUCCGCGUCUGCUCUGCUUAUCCCUUCGUUAUAUUCGGCUUCUCAGUUCCCCUCUCGGGCGUCCCUCAAGAAGAGAAGGAGAUGAAAAGAGACCAUCAAGAUGCAGGCGGCGGCGGACGAGGAGAUUGGUAUGCUGUGGCGGAGCAAGAAAAGGGCAAAGCGUCGAUGGGAACGGAUGACGGCGUCGACGAGCUGCUGGCUGCGUUGGGCUACAAGGUCCGGUCGUCCGACAUGGCCGACGUGGCGCAGAAACUGGAGCAGCUGGAGAUGGCCAUGGAGAGCAGUGCUGCCGCUAACGACGACGUCCUCUUCGCUCACCCCGCCUUCGAUAGUGUCCACUAUAAUCCGUCCGAUAUCUCUGCCUGGGUCGACAACAUUCUCUCGGAGCUCAAUGCCCCUCCGCCUCUUCCCCAACAGCCGCCGCCGCCGCCUGCUGCCUCGCUCCGCCACCAGUUCGACCUUUCCCCCGCUGGCACAGAGCAAUACAGCAUCGGCACAGUUGACCACUACAGCCCGGCCGAUGUUUACGAGCUUAAGCCACAAUCUUCUACGGCCUCCCUGAGAGAUCGGAAGAGGUUAAAAGUCUGCAGCGCAUUUCCAUCGUCGUCGACCCCCACGGAUGUGGCGGCGCAGCAAGUGGUCGUCGUGGACUCGCAGGAGGCCGGUAUCCGUCUGGUACACGCUCUGAUGGCGUGUGCAGAGGCGGUGCAGAAGGAUAACUUGAAGGCGGCGGGCGCCAUCGUGAAGCAGAUAUCCGUCCUCGCCGCAUCGCAAGGCGGCGCGAUGCGCAAGGUCGCUGGAUACUUCGCGGAGGCCCUUGCCCAUCGGAUCUACCGGCCGCAGUCCCCUCGUGGCGUGAGCUGCUCGAGUACUCACGAAUCCACCGCCUUCGACGACAUGCUUCACCAGCACUUCUACGAGAGUUGCCCCUACCUCAAGUUCGGCCAUUUCACAGCGAACCAGGCGAUUCUGGAAGCCUUCGCCGGCUGCCGCCGCGUCCACGUUGUUGAUUUUGGGAUGCGGCAGGGACUGCAGUGGCCGGCUCUCCUCCAAGCGCUCGCUCUCCGCCCAGGAGGUCCGCCGUCGUUUCGCCUCACUGGAAUCGGCCCGCCACAGCCCGACAACUCGGACUCUCUACAGGAGGUAGGCUGGAAGCUCGCCCAGCUCGCUGAGACCAUCCGCGUCGACUUCCGCUACCGCGGCUUUGUGGCCACUAGCCUCGCGGAUCUGGAACCCUACCUGCUGCUCGGUGCGGAAACCGACGGCAGAGGCGUAGAGGACGACGAGCCGGAGGUGGUGGCGGUGAACUCGGUCUUUGAGCUGCAUCGGUUGCUCGCGCGGUCAGGGGCACUGGAGAAGGUGCUAGGGACGAUCCUUGCGGUACGACCGCGGAUUGUGACUGUGGUGGAGCAGGAGGCGAACCAUAAUGGAAGGACGUUCCUGGAUCGGUUCACGGAGGCGCUGCACUACUACUCGACCAUGUUCGAUUCACUGGAGGGCAGCACCUCGCCGCCCUCGUCCCCCGAAGCGAGGCGGCAUGGCCAGGCGAUGUCGGAGAUGUACCUGGGCCGUCAGAUCUACAACGUGGUGGCGUGCGAAGGGGCGGAGCGGACGGAGCGUCACGAGGCGCUGGCGCAGUGGCGCGCGCGCAUGUGCCGUGCCGGAUUUGAGUCCGUCCCAAUCGGAUCCAACGCCUUCAAGCAAGCGAGCAUGCUCCUUGCCCUCUUCGACGGCGGAGAAGGAUUCCGGGUGGAGGAGAACGACGGGUGCCUCAGCCUAGGCUGGCACACGCGCCCCCUAAUCGCCACCUCCGCCUGGCGGGCUGCCGGCGAUCCCCUGAGAACCUCCGCAUCCAGCUGAAUCACUUCCCUGCUAGGGCACGCACCUCAGCCGUUAGAUCGACUCACGGGUAACUCCUAGCCGCACGAUCUAGAGAGAGUGUUUUCGUAAAAUCGACGGACAAGUAGGCUAACCAUCGAUGCACGAAUCUCCAAGUUUCUUAAAUAAGCGAACACAACCACCCCUUAUGUUCAAAGAGAAAUUAGACCUUUUUCUUAAUGGUGUGAAAUAAGUUUAAAUUAGAAGUAGAUUAA
Messenger RNA from Zingiber officinale, 2120 nucleotides. RefSeq names its product DELLA protein RHT-1-like. The record is from RefSeq and is a predicted model, not a curated record. Gene Ontology annotation, molecular function: DNA-binding transcription factor activity; sequence-specific DNA binding. The coding region runs from base 16 to 1887 and encodes 623 amino acids. Gene Ontology annotation, cellular component: nucleus. NCBI's taxonomy places the organism in Eukaryota, Viridiplantae, Streptophyta, Magnoliopsida, Zingiberales, Zingiberaceae. The transcript has a single exon. Gene Ontology annotation, biological process: regulation of DNA-templated transcription.